AUGAGCCGUUUGCCUCAUCAAAUCAUGUCAAAGAAAGGGGACGUGACUAGAGACGAAGGAUUUAUACAACUGGAAACUCGAUUCAAUGAGACGACCAAGAUGGCAGAUCGAUUGAGAGCUGAAGCUCAAGCGUUUCGUGAUAGUGUUUCGGCAUUGUUAACGCAUCAAGCAGAAAUGGCGAGUUAUUUAUCAGUUAUUUAUAGCCAACAUCUUGGUGUAGAGGUGGAAGAAGGCGGAGUUCAGCGUAGAGUACAACCUACACCAGCCGCAGCUUUGCAAGCUGCUAAUGAUGCCGAAGCUGCUAUGGCUUAUUGUCGCGAUGAGAUUUUGCCUCAGUUGGAUUCCGUUGAUCAAUAUGUCAUUCGUCCAUCACUUGAAUUACAAGAAGUCAUCAAAACCAUUCAAAAAACCAUCGUCAAAAGAAACCACAAGCUCAUUGAUUACGAUCGCCAUCGUGUUGCACUCCAAAAGUUGAACGUUAAGACUGAGCGUACCAUGAACGAAGAAAAGGCCAUCUUUAAGGUUCAAAGUCAAUUGGAUACAGCAACUCAAGACUAUGAAUAUUUAAACAAUGCUCUGAAAGAGCAACUACCAGCAUUCUUUCAAAUGUUGAUCCAGUUGGUUCAACCCAUUUUUGAGCACAUGUAUAAUCUGCAAUGCAAGAUUUACGGUAUGAUUUAUGCCCGUUGUUAUGAGCUAGUUACUGCAAAUGAGCAGUACUUUGUCACUCAUGCUAUGGACCUGGAAGCUGGCUACAACUGGAGAAAGCAACAGCAUGAUGUUCAAGCAGAGAUACAGAACAUGGAUCUUUUGAAAUCAGGUGGAAAAGCAUGGCUAACUGUCUCUGGUGGCACUAAUAAACUAUCGUUGCAAGAAAGAGCUGCUCUGAAAAAUAGCGAAGCAUCUCCAGGCCAACAACAUCAAAUUGCGUAUCAUCAAGACUCAUAUCAGCAGCCAUCACAGCCACCAUCGACACCGCCAUUACAGCAACAACAACAACAGUAUCAGGUACCAUAUCAAGCAUACCAGCCUCAACAGCAAUACCAAGCGCCACAGCAACAUCAGACAUCGACUCCUGCUUAUGGACAGCAACCAUCUUUCUCUGCAGCUGGGCUUGUAUCUCCAACAGCCGUCCCAACACCUCCUACCAGAGAUGCAAGUAGAAGCUCUUACGUUGUAGCGCUUUAUGAUUAUGAUGCUCAGGCUGAGGGCGAUUUAUCAUUUAAGAAGGAUGACAAGAUUGAAUUGAUUCAAAGAGCACCAGAUGCCAAUGACUGGUGGACGGGAAGACUCAGAGGGGCUGUUGGCGUAUUUCCAGGCAAUUACGUUACUGAAUUGUAG
Messenger RNA from Mucor velutinosus, 1341 nucleotides. RefSeq lists its product as uncharacterized. Gene Ontology annotation, molecular function: lipid binding; protein binding. The transcript is spliced from 6 exons. The record is from RefSeq and is a predicted model, not a curated record. Gene Ontology annotation, cellular component: mating projection tip; actin cortical patch; Rvs161p-Rvs167p complex. Lineage: Eukaryota; Fungi; Mucoromycota; Mucoromycetes; Mucorales; Mucoraceae. Bases 1 to 1341 code for a protein of 446 amino acids. Gene Ontology annotation, biological process: endocytosis; actin cortical patch localization; plasma membrane tubulation.